GAACUUUUAGCCUUUAGGGUUCUUGUGACCCUUUGGGGUUCUUGGGAAUGAUCCGCUCUUCCGGAUUUGCGGCAGCGGCGGCGGGCGAUCGGCGGCUGGGCGCGUGUAGAUUCUACUACCGGGGCGCAUGGCGGACGCGCAACACGAUGCUGGAGCGGUUCUACCGCCAUUCCUGCAGCAAGGAUGCGCAGAGCGCGCUGGUUCUUCUCACGUCCUUGCGGGGCGAUGCCGAGAGGCUGGAUGCGACGAGCAGGGAGAGGCUGCCUCGGCUGCUCAAGGAGGAUCUCCUGUCAAUGCUGCACACUCUGCUGGAGAAGGGGCAGAUGGAAGUCGCGAGCAAGGUGUUCUAUCACAUCCACCGCGAGGACUGGUACCGCCCGGAGCGCAAAUUCUACGACGUCCUGGUGCGCUCGUUCGCGCGGGGCUCCAAUUUCUCGGCGCUGGAGAAGAUCCUGGACGAGAUGGAGCUCCGGGGAUGCAAGCUCAAGCGGCUCAUGUCGAUCGAGCUCAUGGAGGCGUGCGUCGCCGCCGGGCAGCAGCCGCUGGCGUUUAAGAUCUUUGCGGCGCUCAAGUCGGAUCCCAGCGUCCCCCGCGCCAAGGUCUACUGGAAGCUCAUCGACAGCCUCAACCGCGCGGGGGAAUUCGAGGCCUCGCUCAAGUUGGAGGAGGAGCUCCACGAUUCGGCCGGGAAGAAGAAGCGCCGGGAUCACUCGGCCAAGGAGGUCCACGCCUUGGAACCCUGGGCGAGCUAGAUUUAAAUUCUCGAAUCUUCUAGGCAUCUUUUCGAUCAGUGGUUCGAAUCUUGGAGCUAGCGAUCCUCGUCCACAGGCAAUGUGGUCUUCUCCUGACCACCACGCCCUAGCUACAAAUUAA
Messenger RNA from Selaginella moellendorffii, 873 nucleotides. RefSeq names its product pentatricopeptide repeat-containing protein At1g52640, mitochondrial-like. Gene Ontology annotation, molecular function: protein binding; RNA binding. The record is from RefSeq and is a predicted model, not a curated record. Gene Ontology annotation, biological process: Group II intron splicing; chloroplast organization. Lineage: Eukaryota; Viridiplantae; Streptophyta; Lycopodiopsida; Selaginellales; Selaginellaceae. The coding region runs from base 48 to 752 and encodes 234 amino acids. The transcript has 2 exons.